UCUCAGGGACGCUGCAAAAUCCGGCUUUACAAACAGGAGCCAGAAUCCCGUUAGAAGUGAGCCCCGCUUCUGGGUGCCGUUUGUGGGGUGGCUGGAGCAGCUCGGGGCCCCACGAAUAUUGCAGAUGUGCCCCAUGCGGUGAGUGCCCUGCACUGCGCUGACUCGCAAUACGCUCAGUGGGGGCGGCACGCUGGGAAAUAACCCCAAAUCCCGUAAUAAUAACAGAAGAAAGUUUUGAACGAUGCCUGCGGUUCUCUGGAAAGGAAUGGGAAAGCCGUGAAAGUGCCCAAGGCUUGCCUUUUUGUUUUUUUUCUGUCGUUUUGUUUCACUGAAGGGCUGGAAGUGUUCAAGCAUUUCGUUUAUUGCCAAAGAGAGCUGUUGGAGGACUGCUCCCACAGCUCUGCUUCAUUACAGAACAGGUUUUUCAGGGUCAGCAGGAGGCAGCCAGGAGGAGGUGUGUGACAGGGAUCUUGAAGCCAAUGGCACUGCUGCACCCAACCGAGCAGCACCAACAUCCAUCAUAUCAUAGAAUCACAGAAUCCCAGCAUGGCCUGGGUUGCAAAGGCCCACAGCGCUCAUCCAGCUCCAACCCCUGCUGUGUGCAGGUCGCCAACCAGCAGCCCAGGCUGCCCAGAGCCACAUCCAGCCUGGCCUUGAAUGCCUGCAGGGAUGGGGCAUCCACAGCCUCCUUGGGCAACCUGUGCCAGUGCCUCACCACCCUCUGGGUGACAGUGCUGUGGCUCUGAGGGACAUGGCCGGCGGGUGCAGUGCAGGAAGGGACCCCGGAGGCCAUCAGCGCAGGCCUGCAGCGCACAGCACACCGCAGCUCCUCAGUGCUCAGAGCCCCGUCCCCUGGCCUUGGCUGCGUGCAGGACGGGGCAGCAGCACCUCUGGGCACCCUGUGCAGCGCCUCACCGCCUCACCACCAGCGGCUCCUUCCUGACAUCCACCGAAAUCUGCCCUCCUUGGCUCCGAACCCAUCGCCCUCGUCCUGGCACACGGACCCCGAUGAGAGUCUGCCCUUCUCUCAUACAGCCCUGCAGGCACCGCAGGCUGCUCUCAGCUCUCCCCGCUCCUUCUCUCCAGCAGCACAGCCCGGCUCUCAGCCCGGCUCUCAGCCCAGCUCUCAGCCCGCCCUCGCAGGGAGCUGCUCCAUCACGGAUCACCCUCUGCUGGAGCUGGCGGCGUGCCGGGAUCCUGCUGACGCCGUCGGCUGGGCCCGAGCCGCCACAGCAGCGAGGGCGGUGCCGCGGGGCAGACGGCGGACGGUUCCCAUGGCCGCCGAGCGACGCGCUCAGCCCCUCGCCGGCCGCUGCACGCAGCAUGACGGAGCUGCACCAGGCCGUGGCCGCGGGGCGCCGCGGGCGGGCGGAGCGGCUGCUGCGGGCGGAGAGCUGCGAUCCCAACCGUAAGGACGCGGACUGGGCCGACUGGACCCCGCUGCACUGGGCCGCUGCCAGGGGGCACGUGGCGAUGCUGCGCCUGCUGCUGGCCCACGGCGCCCGGCCGUGCCUGCGCAACGCUGCAGGAUGGACCGCAGCCCACUGCGCGGCCGAGGCGGGGCGGCUGGCGGCGCUGCGCACCCUGCACGCCGCGCACGCCCCCAUGGACGCGGCCGACCCGUUUGGGGACACCCCCAGGAGGCUGGCGCAGAUCUACGGGCACACCGAGUGCGUCACGUUCUUGGAGAUAGCAGAGGUGGAGAGCAGAAACUACCGCCAGACAGCCGCGAUGAGGGGAAUGCCCUUGGACCAGGUGGAUGAAGACUGGGAACUCAAGAAGGAGGAGCUGGAGAGAAACCCACCAUGUGCCCAGCGCAGCUAUGCAACCUCUGCGCAGAAGAAGACGCAGAGGAAGAGAAGGAAGCAGUAGUGUCACUGUGUGUUUGGGGCUGCUGAGAACUCACAGUGCAGAGCAGAGGCACUGGAGCCUCUCAGGGGAAACCCGGGUGGGCAGCAGCAGAGAUGGGUGCCGGGAUGAGCCUCUGUGAUGUGCUGCACAUGCUGUUGUGGUCAUGGGGUGGGUAGGAGUGCUUCUGCCUGCCCUGUAUGCAUCAGGUCUCAAAUAUCAGAAUCACAGAAUGGCCUGGGUUGGAAGGGACCUCAAGGAUCAUGAAGCUCCAACCCCCCUG
Molecule: messenger RNA, 2131 nt
Organism: Lagopus muta (rock ptarmigan)
Lineage: Eukaryota; Metazoa; Chordata; Aves; Galliformes; Phasianidae
Gene: ANKRD66
Product: ankyrin repeat domain 66
Exons: 3
Coding region: 1009-1872 (287 amino acids)
Molecular function (GO): protein binding
Source: RefSeq, a predicted model, not a curated record